UCCACCCUCCCUGCACCCGGCACAAAGAGCACAAGCACAAGCGCAACAAGCGGGGAAGCAGAGGCAUAGGUAUUGGGGGGAUGUGUUGAGCGGUGUGGAAGGAGCAUAAGUGCGCGCGUGUGGGUUUCAGAAGCAGGGAAGGUGCUGGACAUGGUGGGCAAACUAGAAGAGAUGCCCCGGCGAGCGCUACUAUUGUCCAAGCUCACGAGGUCAUCCUGCCCGUCCGCCUCCUGACACCCCGUAGCCCCUCCCUCCACAGCACCACCAUCAACGCUUCUCCACACUCAAUCGGAUGUCCUCCGGGCGGCCGCUCUUCGACUUUCUCGUCCUCUACCUCCGAGCGUUCUCCAGCGGCCACGCGCACCGCUCCGAGCUCAUCGGCGCCUUUCGCGACGUCCACCCGCUGCUCGAGCACGUCAGCAUCCAGUGUGCGGGCGCGGCAGCCGUCGCCCUCCCGCCCACAGCGCUGCCGAGGGUCAAGACAUUCGAUUUUGUCAGGAUCAACUCGACCCAGCUAUUCAUGGACACAUACUUGCUGUUGCCAAACAGCCACCGGAGUCCGCUGGAAGUGCUGAGCAUCACCGCCGGCGCAUUCAGAGAUGAUAUGCCAACGCAGCAGCUCUGCGCGCAUCGGUGCGGACUAUAGGGAUACGAGGUGGAGGACAGGCUCCCGGUGCAGAGGCGCCGCCGUGGAGCAUCCUCGCGCUCGACUUCGAUCAGAGCCUUGUACGUCUCUGCGGUCCAACCCCGUUCACCUCUGCCUCCUGUUUCUUCUCUUUCCUAAUCUGUUCCAGCUAUCAAGCCAGCGUUCACCCACCUGCAGCCAGCGCUCACCCACUUGCAGCCAGAGUUCAGCACCAUCCUCGCUCCUUCCCACUUCUGCACACGCUCCUCUUCUGCACAGACUGCUUGACAUCGACCACUGCAAGCAGAUGGAGGCGGGCGUGUCCGAGUCUGAGGAGGGUGGUCCGUGGAAGCGCUUAGAUAGCUCGGUGACUGGAGGGAGGGACAGGGCGGAGGGGUGGAGGAGAGUUGGGAGAACUGGGUCGUUGCCAGAGUGGUGCUGUGAUCUUAUUCCGGACCAACGAGCGGCAGUUUGGAGAGGGCGGGGUAGACUUUGGUCCUCGACCAUUGUGUCGUAGCCGUCCAGCAUUUAUAAAUGUC
This is a messenger RNA of Dacryopinax primogenitus, 1164 nucleotides long. RefSeq lists its product as uncharacterized. NCBI's taxonomy places the organism in Eukaryota, Fungi, Basidiomycota, Dacrymycetes, Dacrymycetales, Dacrymycetaceae. The record is from RefSeq and is a predicted model, not a curated record. The coding region runs from base 600 to 1142 and encodes 180 amino acids. The transcript is spliced from 3 exons.